AUGGGCUUUCCUGGAUUUGUUGAGGUUAACGAGAAUUAUACUAGAAGUACUUGUGUUUCUUUAACUACUUUUUGUAAUUGGGAAUUUAAUUUAAUUGUUUCACUAACAUUUUUAACAUUAACACAAGAAGCGACAAAAUAUGGAGCAUUCUUUAUUUAUGCUGGAUUAACGGCUAUUGCUUUUCUACUUUUUUAUAAAGUUGUUCCAGAAACUAAAGGUCUCAACUUGGAUGAGGUCCAAUUAUUAUUUAUGUCUAAAAAAGAACGUCAAAGAGCUGUUUCCGCACUUCAGCAAAUACCUAUGUCUAAAAUAGAAAAUAAUAAUGGAUUUAAUUAUAAAUAA
Molecule: messenger RNA, 342 nt
Organism: Meloidogyne enterolobii
Lineage: Eukaryota; Metazoa; Nematoda; Chromadorea; Rhabditida; Meloidogynidae
Source: the annotation of a GenBank genome assembly